GAAAGCCCAAACUGGCUGCUAUAUGCACGCUCUCUGCUUUGGGCUCUGCCAUGGUAAGAAAGCCAGUCUCUCCGUCUCGCAAGAAGAAGCCAGAAGGAUACUGGUGGUUGAAAAUAUAGGGACCUCGGUAUCGAGUACAAUGGCCUGGCAAUGGCAUUUCUUGAAUUUCUUCUUUUUCAAUUUGCUCAUAUACUCUGCAACAACCAAAGCUUCGCACUGCUCAAUCAAGGGGUUGCCACUUGUGAGGAAUAUUAGUGAGCUUCCUCAGGAUGAUUAUGAUAGGAAAGGUUUGUCGCAUAUUACUGUUGCUGGCUCUGUCUUGCAUGGGUUGAAAGAGGUGGAGGUAUGGCUUCAAACGUUUUCUCCUGGGUCACGCACGCCAAUCCACAGACACUCAUGUGAAGAAGUUUUUAUUGUCCUAAAAGGAAGUGGCACUCUCUAUCUUGCCUCAAGUUCACAUGAGAAGUAUCCUGGAAAGCCACAAGAAUUUUUCUUCUUUUCCAAUAGUACAUUUCAUAUCCCUGUAAACGAUGCUCACCAGGUAAACAGUUCUAGUGUAGUUGGUUUGGAUGGAAUUUGAACUUCGUUGCUACUGGUAUUUUAAGAAUGUCCAGUGUAGGUUUAUUAAUGUGAAAAACUCAGUGAUAGUCCAGUUCUUUUUUUGUAGAAUGGUCUUAUAGUUAGUAUUGUCGUGGCUGAGUUGUUUAGCGACUAUGAAUUGAAUUCUUUGUUAUUUUGUCUCAGAAAUCUUCUAGCGGGACGUUUUUUUAUAACCAUUGUGGUUGUUGAAACCCAUAGUAAGAGGUGUGCUUUCAAAUUUAUGGCAGUGGUUCUAACACCAAUCUGUCUGUAGUUCUGAAAAAUGAAGCCUCGAUUGCUGAAGGUUUUAUACAUCUCAUUUAGUAGUAGGACAUGGUAACUGGAUGAUUUUCUUUAAAUUUAUAGAUAUAUGAUGUCCAUUAGAAGCUCAAGGGCAGUUCAUGCAUUUCAAUUUGUCUAUUGUACUUUGCAAUGGCUUAAGUCAAAUUAGUAGUUAUCAGCGUGUUAAUUUUGAACUGAAAAGGGAAUGUUACAACUUACAACACACAAAUAAGAUUUCAGUUUCCAUUACUGCUUAAGCAACUGUAAUUUAAAUGAAUAUGUAAUUACAGUCCACGAGGUCCUUGCUGAAGUGUAUACUUUUCUACAUAAUGCUAGUUAUGUCGGUCUUUCAUUUUAUUAUUGCUUUUCAAUCCACAAAAUAGUGAUUUGAAGCUGCUGCUUCGUCAUUCUUUGUUUGUUUUGUUAUCAUAUUUCAGGUCUGGAAUACAAACGAGCAUGAGGAUUUGCAAGUGCUUGUCAUAAUAUCUCGUCCACCGGUCAAAGUGUAUAUAGUGACUCUUCUUCUGUCUUUAUAACUAUCAGCAAUUUACUGCUAUUGAUAUUUCUUUUGUGUUUUUUCGUGAAAAUGAAUAUCUUACUAGUUACUCUGUGGGUCUUUCCUACGUGUCCAUGCCUCCAUGAGUUACCCAUGUGUUUCUAGCAGUUGUUAAAUAAGCUUUCAUGACUUGGGGUUUCAUUCUUUCUUGGCUUUUCUGUAUCUGAUAAUUUUUAAAUAUUAUAUUUAAUGCUUUCCAGUAUUGGAAUUUUUCAACAACUUUGGUCUUCAUUUUUAAUACAUCAGUGCACCCUUUAGCUUUUCCUAUCUUUGGUGGAUCCUAUGUCAAGGUGCCUUUCAAAAUUUAUCUCCACAGUUAUGGGAGAGGAGAAGUCAUUAAUUUUUAAUAUUCCAAAGGAUAUGGGCCAUAAUAUGAACAGGUGACUUGAGAUAGGAAGUUCCCCUGACAAGCUGAAGCUCAACUGCCAUUGUAAGCUCCAUGUUGGUACCUCCUCACUUUGGGGGAAUAUAGGGUUAUCAUGCUGCCUUUCCAUAUUAUAGCCCAGAAAAAAUGUUUCAAGCUCUUUUGCUAAGAUUUCAGGCACAGUUUCUUCUUGUUAUCAUUUUGUACAUGCAACACUUUCAAACUAUCAGCUUUGAUAAUGGACUUGAAAUGCAUACCCACCUUGUGAUGUUUCUUGCACUAUAUGAUACGUUUGCCACGUAAUAUGCUGCAUGACAACUUUUCUUAUAAAUGAAUAUUGGAACUCAUUUUCACUAUUUUCUGCAACGUUUCAUCACUAGAAUCAGGUAUCAUUUCUUUUGAUUGGUUUGUUAGGUGUUGGUUUUGUGCACUAUUACCCAUUUUCGUAUAAAUGCUAAUGUAAAAAAUACUUGAGUACAAGAGGAAACAACAUAUUUAUAGUGCAACGAGAAGGCUUUCUACAUUUAACCCUUUCCAAAGCCGGUAAUGCUGAAAGCCUUGUGCACGCCCUUGUUUAUGUAAUCUUGAAAUGCAUGUCCUUUCUGUCUCUCAGAUUUUUUUGUCUUUGUUUCAGGUUCAUAUAUGAUGACUGGUUCAUGCCCCAUAUUGCAGCAAAAUUGAAGUUCCCCUACUAUUGGGACGAACAAUGCCUACAAGUUCAAGCACCUCCAAAAGAUGAGCUUUAGUCAGAAGCUGUAGCAGUGUGUAUUGCUUACACGAGCAUGAUGUUUUCGGUUGUGGAUUGUUAAAUUCUUGAUAUGAGGCUUUUUUCUUAGCAACAAGGAGCAUAGGAGGUUUUUGUUUUCUUCACUUGUAAAAUAGCAUAAGCUGAGAAACUUGUAUAUUCUGUUUUUAGUUCUACUGCUAAAUGGCUAGGGUACCUUUUGCAAAAUUACAAGCUAUUCAAUGAGUACAACUGUCGGCUUUUCUACGAACAAACUUGACAAAAUAACACUUCUAUUCUAACGUUAAGCUGAAGCCCAAAGUUUAUAAUAAACUGACAGCAUUCGCUCUUCUGCUACAGAAUCUAGAAUGGCAAUGUCCAUCAACCCGUAUAAAUCCAUUGUGCUCGCCAAAAGUUUCAAGUUCCAUAUUGUUUCAGAUGAUGUGAAUGCUUUGUGCCCAAUGAAGAGAAAAUUCUUAAACCCUAAUUUUUAUGUAAAACGUCGCUAGAAAGAUUAAACUUUUAGCUCAAACUUCAGUAGGUCUUCAGCUUGUUUUCUUUUAAAGACCCAUAAUCAAAUGAAGCUCUCUGCUCGGAAAUUCAAUUCAGCUUUGGCAGUCUAGUCAUGAACAAGUCUGAUUUUUUUCCAAUUAGAAAUUAAAAAAAAAAAAGAUUAAUGGUAUAAUAAAUGAAAAUUAACUAUCAGUUAACGCCAAUAUUCAUGUUCAUGCAGCCAACAUCACAUGUAUUAAUUAAUUGGAGAUAGUUGUAAGAACAUACCAAGACUUUUAACUAAAUCGACCAUCAUGGGUCGGGCAUUCAGUUAUUGAAAACAGUCAAAACCACUUUUGUUGACCUCAACAAAGCAAAAUUCAAUCCUUUAACAACAUUGUUUUUGGUUCCUUCACCAUCGAACUGAAACAACAAAUUUCACGAACCAGAUUUUUUGGAGGUUCAAUUAAAAAAAUGUACUUUUUAUAUUGAAUAUUUCAAUUAUUGCUUAAAAUAAAAAGGUAAAUUAUAUGCACCAAAAAAAAUGAAUAUGUGCUUUAAAAGUACUGAAUAAGCUGUGAUUAAUCAAAUGGCAAGUAAACCUUCAAUUGCAAGAAAAUUAUCACAACGUAUUUGGAAAAACAACCAGCCCGUUGACUGAAACCUAACUAGGUUGACUCGCCAUUGAAAUAGGCAUGACAGGAAAAUAAAUUCAAAGGAUUAUAGAAAUGGCUUCAUUUUCACACAAGAUUUUCUCUCCGAGGAAUGUUCUGUUCCUCACAAUCUCACCUACCUCUCUCCUUCCUUUUGUUUUAUUUUUUUUAUCACCAUUAGUUUUCUGUUUUCUCCUAAACCUUCUCUUAACCAGCCUAGCAGUGGCAGCUACUCUUCUCCCCUAAUCCCCCCCUACCCAUUAACAUCUGCCCCACCCACCUUCCCAUUUAGGACAGGAUGGCCUCCUGCACCAUUCUCUUUCUCUAUCAUGGCCUCCUGUCUCUUCUUCUCUUCUUCCUCUCCUCUACGUCCAUCAUUGCAGCUGCUACCGCUUCCUCCUCCUCUGCCGGAAUCCGCCUCGGCCUUAUACGAAAACCUUCGUCUGAUGUCCCUGCCUUCAGGGAAGCCCCUGCAUUUCGCAAUGGGGAUUCCUGUGGAACUGAAAUAGUCCAUAUUACCAUGACCUUGGACGCCAAUUAUCUCAGAGGCACCACGGCUGCAGUUUUAUCCAUUCUUCAGCAUUCUGCUUGCCCUGAAAACAUUGAGUUCCACUUCCUCUGGGGACGUUCCGAGCCAGAGGUCUUCUCCAAAAUCAACUCCACCUUUCCUUACCUUCAGUUCAGGUUCCACCGAUUUGACUCGAACCGUGUUCGUGGCAAGAUAUCUAAAUCCAUUCGUCAAGCCCUGGAUCAGCCUUUAAACUAUGCAAGAAUCUACCUUGCUGACAUACUCCCACAAAACGUUAAACGCAUUAUCUAUCUAGAUUCCGAUCUCGUUGUUGUUGAUGAUAUUGCAAGAUUAUGGGAGGUUGAUUUAAAGGGUAAGGUUUUGGGUGCACCAGAAUAUUGUCAUGCAAAUUUUACCAAGUACUUCACUGAAUUAUUCUGGUCGAAUCCUGUCUGGGUUAGAACAUUUCAAGGAAGAAAGCCAUGUUAUUUUAACACAGGGGUUAUGGUGGUGGAUGUAGAAAUGUGGAGGCAUGGUGGGUAUAUGCAAAAAGUUGAGUUCUGGAUGGGAGUGCAAAAGCAUAAGAGGAUAUACAACUUGGGUUCACUGCCACCAUUUUUGUUGGUUUUGGCUGGGAACAUAAAAGCAGUGGAUCACAGGUGGAAUCAACAUGGGUUAGGGGGUGAUAACAUUGAAGGUAAGUGCAGGAAUUUGCAUCCUGGGCCAAUUAGUUUGCUUCACUGGAGUGGGAAAGGGAAGCCAUGGUUAAGACUCGACUCAAGAAAGCCAUGUUCUGUGGAUUAUCUUUGGGCUCCGUAUGAUCUCUAUCGCUCAUCAUCAACGCAUUCUUUGGAAUAAUAAUGAGAUUGUUGGGGAAGAUCAUAAAAGAAUUGGAGAAGAAGGAGACAACAGAAUGGUGGAAAGGGUAGGUAGUUUUAGGAGAUGGAAGGAGAUGAUAAAAUGAGAAGUGACGUCGUAGGGUAAUUAAGACAAAAAGAAACUCAAACCCCUGUAUUGAAGUGUUUUGUAUUUAUAUAAGAGGGGGAGAAAACAUUGUCUGGGUUCUAAUGCUGCAUUUACAAACAGCAUGGGGAUUGAUGUGAGCUUCAUUCACUCAUUCAAUUAACUAUUUGUUUUUAAGAAUGAAAUACGAUCCAUUCUCUUUUAAUUAAUGAUUUCAAUCAUUCAAAAUUUUCUGUUGAAUGACCGAAUCAGU
This is a messenger RNA of Manihot esculenta (cassava), 5374 nucleotides long. Its product is annotated as auxin-binding protein T85. Gene Ontology annotation, molecular function: auxin binding; glycosyltransferase activity. The record is from RefSeq and is a predicted model, not a curated record. Lineage: Eukaryota; Viridiplantae; Streptophyta; Magnoliopsida; Malpighiales; Euphorbiaceae. The transcript is spliced from 3 exons. Gene Ontology annotation, cellular component: Golgi apparatus. Bases 3949 to 5016 code for a protein of 355 amino acids.